AACGAUGGGCGCCGCAUCGAGGUUGCUGCGCGCCGCUGGGCCAUCGUCGAGACCGAUGCCAUGUGCAAGCCUUGCUCGGCAGCAGUGCCUCCAAAGGCGAGGUCUAGCUUCACACACGUCCAUGCCCGCUGGUGCGACGCCGCAAUCGUUCAUCGAAAAGAUUGUCCAGCGGUACGCCGUGGACCUUCGUCAGGGGCAAAAGGUUCGCGCAGGCGACUAUGUCAGUAUCCGUCCGGGGACCGUUAUGACGCAUGACAACACGGGCCCAUGCAUUUCCAAAUUCCGAUCCAUCGGAGCGACCAAGAUCAAGGAUCCCUCGCAGGUCGUCUUUGCGCUCGACCACGACGUUCAGAACAAGACGGCCAAGAAUCUGGAAAAGUACAGCAAGAUUGAGACAUUUGCCCGCCAGCAGGGCAUCGACUUCUACCCCGCGGGACGAGGUAUUGGGCAUCAGGUCAUGGUGGAGGAAGGCUAUGCCUUUCCUCAGACGCUUGCCGUCGCCUCGGAUAGCCAUUCGAACAUGUAUGGAGGCGUGGGCUGUGUGGGGACACCCGUCGUCAGGACCGAUGCUGCAGCAAUCUGGGCCACGGGCCAGACGUGGUGGCAGAUCCCAGAGGUUGUCAAGGUCGAGCUGAGCGGUCAGCUCCCUCCUGGCGUCACGGGAAAGGAUGUCAUUGUGGCCCUCUGUGGCUACUUCAACGAGGACCAGGUUCUGAACGCGGCCAUCGAAUUCACCGGAAGCGGCCUGUCGGCUUUGACAAUCGACGAGCGCUUGGCAAUCAGCAACAUGACGACAGAGUGGGGCGCCCUGGCUGGCGUCUUUCCCGUUGAUGAUGUGACGCUCUCGUGGUACGAAGGCGUCAUUAGGAAGAUGGACAAGCUCAAUUUCCAGAUGGGCUCUUCGCCCUCUCUCUCUGCCGCGCACCCUCGACUCAACAUGGAACGCCUUGACAACCUCUCGCGGAACCUGGUCAAGCCUGAUCAAGACGCUUUCUACUCCAAGCACCUCCGUCUGGAUCUGAGUACGCUCUCGCCACACGUCAGCGGACCCAACAGCGUCAAGGUCAGCACACCCUUGACCACGCUUGCCUCGCAGAACAUCGACAUCCAAAAGGCCUACCUCGUCUCGUGUGUCAAUUCUCGCGCUUCGGACCUCAAGGCAGCGGCCGAUGUGAUUCGUGGCAAAAAGGUUGCUUCCGGUGUCGAGUUCUAUGUUGCAGCAGCGAGCAGCGUUGUGCAGCGCCAGAGUGAGGAAUCGGGCGAUUGGGGCGCGCUCAUGGCUGCCGGUGCAAAGCCUUUGCCGGCUGGUUGCGGGCCCUGCAUCGGCCUGGGCGUCGGUCUGCUGGAGGACGGCGAGGUGGGCAUCUCGGCGACGAACCGAAAUUACAAGGGACGGAUGGGAAGCCCAAAGGCCCAGGCCUACCUCGCUUCGCCUGCCGUCGUGGCCGCCAGCGCCGUCGAGGGCAAGAUCUGCGGACCGGCCGACCUGGACCCUGCGCUACUGCCGGGUCCUGAUGCCUUGCAAUUCUCGAUCCAGACGGCCGCUUCCGAAAUCUCGGCAGAGAGCCCUGCACCUUCCGAGGCACAAGACACGCCUCUCCUGCCUGGAUUCCCUGCCCUCUUCAAGGGGCCCCUUAUCUUUGCGCCGCAAGACAACCUCAACACCGACGGCAUCUACCCGGGCAAGUACACAUACCAAGACGACAUCACGCCCGAACGACAAGCGCAGGUCGUCAUGGAGAACUACGACCCGCAGUUUGCCGCGACCGUCGCCUCGCUGCGUUCGUCUGGCCAGUCAGAGGCAGAGGCAGAGACAAAGAGCGGAGUCAUUCUUGUUGGUGGCUACAACUUCGGGACGGGCUCGAGCCGAGAGCAGGCGGCCACGGCACUCAAGCAUGCAGGGGUGCCCAUGGUCCUGGCCGGCUCAUUUGGUGACAUUUUCAAGCGGAACGCCAUCAACAAUGGACUAGUCUGCCUCGAGUGCCCGCAGCUCGUCGAGGAUCUGACGCGAGAAUUUGCAAAGGAAGGGCAGCGAGGAUUUGGGGGCAAAAACGAGGGCGAGAUCAGCGUGCUGCUCAAGGACGCCGAGGUCAGCGUCUCGAGCAAGGACGGCAAACUAGUGCUGAGGCGAGCGGGCGAGGAUAAGGUCUACGUGACGAGACCGGCGGGCGUCGGGACAGCCGUCCAGGAGAUCUGGACAGAGGGUGGGCUAGAGCAAUGGGUCAAGGCUCGGAUUGGGGCAUAGCUAGCUCGGAAAAAAAAUGAUAUCAUUAGAUUGCACCAAUGCCCACUGCUGCUUCUCGACCGACAUUUGUUAGAGGAUUGUUGAGUUGGCUUUCGUCGUGCUUGAUGGUUGUCUCCUCGACGGCUUCUGCUGCUCCCCGGGACCGAGUCCAAAGAUGCUGACUUGCUGGCAGCAGGCAUCGGGAG
Acaromyces ingoldii is the source of this 2430-nucleotide messenger RNA. RefSeq names its product putative LYS4-homoaconitase precursor. Lineage: Eukaryota; Fungi; Basidiomycota; Exobasidiomycetes; Exobasidiales; Cryptobasidiaceae. Gene Ontology annotation, molecular function: homoaconitate hydratase activity; 4 iron, 4 sulfur cluster binding. The record is from RefSeq and is a predicted model, not a curated record. Bases 5 to 2245 code for a protein of 746 amino acids. Gene Ontology annotation, biological process: L-lysine biosynthetic process. The transcript is spliced from 2 exons.